AUGAGUGGUGAAGUGGAAUACACCAGCAACUCCCAAAGCCGGGGUGUGGAGGGCUCCCUGCCUUGGACGGACAGCGAGAUCGCCCUCCUGGAGGGGCUGACCGUGGUCUACAAGAGCAGCAUCGACCUGUACUUCUACGUCGUCGGCAGCUCGUACGAGAACGAGCUGAUGCUCAUGGCUGUGCUGAACUGCCUCUUCGACUCGCUCAGCCAGAUUCUGAGGAAGAACGUGGAGAAGCGCGUUCUGCUGGAGAACAUGGAGGGGCUCUUCCUGGCAGUGGAUGAGAUCGUGGACGGAGGUGUCAUCCUGGAGAGCGACCCCCAGCAGGUGGUGCAUUGGGUGGCCGUGCGGGGCGAAGACGUCCCCCUGACAGAGCAGACAGUUUCUCAGGUGCUGCAGUCGGCCAAAGAACAGAUCAAGUGGUCUCUGCUGCAAUAGGGCUCGGAUCCCACUUCUGCCCCCAUCUCUACUGUGUCCCACCCCCCCUGUCCUGUAUGACGCACUGCCUGGAGCCCUAACAUGUUGGAGGAUUUUGCUGG
Messenger RNA from Chelonoidis abingdonii (Abingdon island giant tortoise), 539 nucleotides. NCBI's taxonomy places the organism in Eukaryota, Metazoa, Chordata, Testudines, Testudinidae. The record is from RefSeq and is a predicted model, not a curated record.